CAUGCUGCUGCCAGGUCCAGAGUGUCUCAUGGGUCCCUGUACGGCCUCCCAUUGCUGCUGUCUCCAUCGCCACAACUCUGCCAUGUGCCACUUUCAGGUCUCCUCACACUGCUGGUGGUUCCAUUUUGUCAUAGGGUGCUGGCAGAUUACGGGCCUCCCAUUGCUGCUGCCAGACCCGUAAUCUGCCAUGGGGCCCCUGUACCGCCUCCUCAUGCUGCUGCCAGGUCCAGAGUGUCUCAUGGGUCCCUGUACGGCCUCCCAUUGCUGCUGUCUCCAUCGCCACACUCUGCCAUGUGCCACUUUCAGGUCUCCUCACACUGCUGGUGGGUUCCAUUUUGUCAUAGGGUGCGUAUGGGCCCCUUGCUGCUGCCUCUACCCCCACACUGUGGCUCCCACACUCUGGUUUUGGGGCCCCUGGGGCCCCCAAAGGUGGAAGUG
Messenger RNA from Staurois parvus, 438 nucleotides. NCBI's taxonomy places the organism in Eukaryota, Metazoa, Chordata, Amphibia, Anura, Ranidae. The record is from the annotation of a GenBank genome assembly.